This is a messenger RNA of Gekko japonicus, 1788 nucleotides long. It is a transcript of the gene SLC16A9, whose product is annotated as solute carrier family 16 member 9. NCBI's taxonomy places the organism in Eukaryota, Metazoa, Chordata, Lepidosauria, Squamata, Gekkonidae. Bases 1 to 1530 code for a protein of 509 amino acids. The transcript is spliced from 5 exons. Gene Ontology annotation, molecular function: monocarboxylic acid transmembrane transporter activity. The record is from RefSeq and is a predicted model, not a curated record. Gene Ontology annotation, biological process: monocarboxylic acid transport; transmembrane transport.
AUGGUGUUCCAGAAGUCACCAGACGGUGGAUGGGGCUGGGUUAUAGUAGUCGUCUCCUUCUUCACCCAGUUCUUGUGCUAUGGAUCUCCGUUAGCCGUUGGAGUUCUGUAUUUAGAAUGGCUGGACAUUUUUGGAGAAGGGAAAGGAACGACUGCGUGGGUUGGAUCCCUUGCAAGUGGUGUCGGUUUACUUGCAAGUCCUGUUUGCAGUGCAUGCGUCUCUGCGUUUGGAGCAAGACCUGUAACCAUCUUCAGUGGCUUCAUGGUGGCCGGGGGACUGAUGAUGAGCAGCUUUGCACCUAACAUCUACUUCCUGUUGUUUUCCUAUGGAAUUCUUGUUGGACUUGGGUGUGGCUUGUUGUACACAGCGACAGUGACUAUUACGUGCCAGUAUUUUGAGAAACGCAGAGGCCUCGCCCUUGGCCUCAUUUCGACAGGAUCAAGUGUCGGACUUUUUAUAUAUGCAGCACUGCAAAGAAAACUAAUUGAACUUUAUGGGUUAGAAGGCUGCCUGCUAAUUGUUGGCGCACUGUCUCUAAAUAUACUAGCCUGUGGGAGUCUAAUGAGACCUUUGCGCUUGUGUGGUUCUUCCUUACCGGAGAAAUCAUGCCUCGAGAAGAUUCCAGACCAGUACUCCAUUUAUAACGAAAGAGAAAAGCAUCUUUAUGAAGAAAAUGUCAAUAUACUAGAAAAGGCCAGUACCGAAGAGAAAAGCGUGAAUAAACCACCCAGCAGCGAUUGUAAGCUGGACUCUCUUAUGAACAAGAACAGACUAUCGUCAGUAGCUUCGAAAGAGACGGACACUUACAGAAUGAAAGUUGCGGAACAGACAUAUUUCUGUAAACAGCUCGCCAAAAAGAAAUGGCACCUGUAUUUAGACUACUGGGCAGAAACACUUGGUCUUUUUAAAAACAAAGUGUUCUCAUCACUUUUUAUUGCUAUCCUCUUCUUUGACAUUGGUGUGUUUCCUCCUUCAUUACUCAUGGAAGACAUUGCCAGAAGUUCAAAUAUUAGUGAAGAAAACUGCAUAAUUCCACUCAUUUCAAUCAUAGGCAUUAUGACUGCAAUUGGUAAACUUGCUUUAGGGAUAUUAGCAGAUUUUAAAUGGAUUAAUACUUUAUAUCUAUACGUCCUGACAUUAAUAAUGACUUCGGUGGCACUGCUUUUGAUUCCAUUUGCCCAAAGUUACAUUAUGCUGGCAAUACUUUCAGGGGUCUUAGGUUUUCUGACGGGCAAUUGGUCCAUUUUUCCAUAUGUCACGACAAAGACUGUAGGAAUAGAGAAAUUAGCACAUGCAUAUGGUAUACUGAUGUUUUUUGCUGGACUUGGAAAUAGUCUGGGACCACCAAUUGUAGGUUGGAUUUAUGACUGGACCAAGUCCUACGACACAGCAUUUUAUUUUAGCGGACUUUGUGUCUUGUUUGGAGGGCUGCUUUUGUUGGUCGCUGCGCUGCCAUGUUGGAGUAGCAGGAAUCAGCCUGAGAAGCCACUUCCAAAUAUUUACUCCUACAAAGUUUCAGCCACUGCCUAGGUGCCAGCCAAGAGCCAUUGAUUGCCUUUUAUGCCGCACAGCAAGACGUUUUAGCAGAUCUCCCCCCACUUUUGUUUAUGAAGCAAGAAACCUCUUCUUCUGUUUUUAUUAAUUUGCUUUCAGGACGGAUCCAGAGCCUCUGGCAUGCGUGGGAGACUCAGUGCUAGCAACGACCAGCAAAGCUCCAAGUUCUGUACAGAGAUCAUUUCAGAGGGUAGUUGUGUUCAGGGCUCUUUUUGUAGAAAAAGCCCAGCAGGA